Molecule: messenger RNA, 1468 nt
Organism: Panicum hallii
Lineage: Eukaryota; Viridiplantae; Streptophyta; Magnoliopsida; Poales; Poaceae
Product: carbon catabolite repressor protein 4 homolog 4-like
Exons: 10
Coding region: 98-1291 (397 amino acids)
Molecular function (GO): poly(A)-specific ribonuclease activity
Source: RefSeq, a predicted model, not a curated record
CCACUUACCAGAUCAGAUUCAAACAUAUCGUCAUCGUCGGAGGCAGAGCCGUCUCGUCGGCGGCGGCGGAAAGCCGGUAUCCAGCCGGAAGCUACCGAUGCUAAAACCCCAGACGGCGUGGACAGCUUCCCUCCCUCUCUUCCUCCUUCGUCGCUGCUCGAGAUCCGCGCCCAACCCCUUUCCUCCCGGCGGCCGCCGGCUUCCCUGUCUCCCGGUUUGCAAGCGGCGGAUGAGCACGCAGGCGCACCCCAGGUUCGCCCCCCUCCCCACGGAGCAAUCUGAAUCCCAAACCGAUGCCGGGGCUGCAGGGUAUCAGUUCCGGCUGGUCUCCUACAACAUCUUGGCCCAGGUUUAUGUUAAGAGUACAUUUUUCCCGCAUUCUCCAUCUGCGUGCCUCAAGUGGAAAUCUCGAUCCAAAGCUGUUCUAACAGAACUCAAGAGUUUCGAUGCUGACCUCAUGUGUAUACAGGAGUUGGAUGAAUACGAUACCUUCUACAAGAAAAACAUGGAAAAUUCUGGAUAUUCAAGUAUUUACAUUCAGCGAUCUGGAGAUAAACGGGACGGCUGUGGUAUAUUCUAUAAACCAAAAAGUGCGGAACUGGUGCAGAAAGAAGGAAUACAUUACAAUGAUUUAGUGGAAAAAUAUGUUCAUAGUGAUCAUGUACAUAUUGCCCCGCCAAAUAAUUCUUCACUAGAAGAAGACACGAAUGCAAAGCCAGAUAAUAGCAAGCGUGGAGAUCCAAAUGAUCCACGCGUAAGAUUGAAGCGCGACUGUGUUGGUUUACUCGCAGCUUUCAAGCUCAGUGAUCCUUCUGAUCACAUUUUAAUCGUGGCGAAUACACAUAUUUAUUGGGACCCAGAAUGGAUUGAUGUAAAGUUGGCUCAGGCAAAGUAUCUUCUUUCGAGAGUCUCUCAGUUUGAGCAACUCAUCUCAAAUAAAUUUAAUUGUAAACCUUCAGUGAUCAUUGCUGGUGACUUCAAUUCAACCCCAUGUGACAAGGUAUACAAUUAUCUUGUAUCAGCCAACAUAGAAUCUACAGAUGAAGCUCCGAUCAAGUUACGCAGCCUUUAUGCUGCGAAUGGAGGGGAGCCAGAGUUUACAAACUACACUCCUGGUUUUACUGGAACACUGGACUACAUAUUCUUGUCGAACGGUAGUUCAAUAAAACCUACUAGCCUACUUUGUUUGCCGCGAGGGGAUUCUGCGGAUGUGCAAGGAGGCCUGCCCAACUUUCAACAUCCUAGUGAUCAUUUACCAAUUGGUGCUGAUUUUCUUGUAGUUAACAGAUAGUACACAGACCUGUUGCUUUUUGAACCGCAAUAGAAAGUGCCUUUGAAUAUUUGUUUUGUUUGCACAGUUCAGGCUUCAGAUUUAACGUGUAAUAUCUCAAGGCGCAUUUCCUUUUUUUUCCCCUUGUGGAGCCAAUAGCAAUUAAUAAUACCAAUUGUUAUUUUGUUAUUUAUAGUU